Messenger RNA from Phyllotreta striolata, 476 nucleotides. NCBI's taxonomy places the organism in Eukaryota, Metazoa, Arthropoda, Insecta, Coleoptera, Chrysomelidae. The record is from the annotation of a GenBank genome assembly.
AAAAAUUAUAAACCUCGAAAAAAAAAUGUGAAAAAUGGGGGCCGAACAAAGUUCUGUUGAUCUUCGCGAUUACGACGUGGAAUGCCAACUGCCUUCGUAUAUUAAAAGAGUGGAUUCCAGUUUCAUUUUAGCCAUGCACAACGGGUCUUACUAUCCAUGCAUCAUCAUUCGCCCUGCAUUGAUCAUCAAUGGUGGUUACACGGUUUAUUUCUUUCAUAUCCAAGGGGAAAACGAAGUUCCAGCAAACGGCAUUAUUGGUAAUUUGAGCUGUUUAAAGAACUGCGAAGUAUCGUACACUGAUGAAAAAGGAAACAAGUGUAUCGGCAGGAUAAUAGGUACUAAUCAAAAUCACCGAUCCAUGAUCGAUCAGCCCUUAAACUUCUUUAUCCAAAACAAUGAUCGCUGCGAAUGGGUUUCGUUUCCUUACAUUUACUUGACCAAAACGCAAGCCAAAGUGAUUUGUUGUUGAUAAAAAC